AUGGAAAAUAUUUUUUCCAGUUCGCCAUGCUCAGACAGAUACCACAUAUUCCUGGCACCAGGGGUCCUGACAUCUGGAGGCAUGAGCAGGACUUGUGUAUCACGGUUCUACCUAGAAGGGCCAGCGAGGAUGACCCUUACCCUAGUCGCUGAAGAUGGUCAAAUCACCAGCGCUACAAGAGACCUGUCGCCUGGCGACGGCGGCUGUUUGGAUAUAUCUGUUCCUCAAAUACCGAACACCAUGGCAGAGCUAAAUGUUAAUAUAAGGUAUCCCGAAGCUCAAUGUACUUGGGAGCGUCGUAUAUCCUUACGGAUAGCGAGCGGCAGGGUAGCGGUAGUGCACACGGAAAGAACAAGGUAUCGCCCAGGAGAUACAGUCAAGAUAAGGACUAUCAUUCUUAAGGCUGACUUGACUCCAGUCCAUUCUAACAUCGACGAAAUCUGGCUCGAAGGACCAAGAGGCGCGUGGGAUGGCGUCAAAAUAGCGCAAUGGACUCGCGUUCGUACAAGACUUGGUCUAGCGCAAGUGCAACAUAUACUGGACGAGCAGGCUCCACCGGGGAAGUGGACGGUCAGGGCUCGCCUUGCGGAUGGGGCUGAGAGAUCCACAGCAUUUUGGGUGGGCAACUAUGAACUCCCACCGUUUCAACUGACAGUUCGACAUGCUCCGAGAAUCUUGAGAACUAGUGAGAGACUCGUCUGGACUGUUUGCGUCAGAUACCCAUGGUCAGAAGCAGUAGAAGGUAUGCUGGUAAUCCGUCUCCGGGGAGCAGGAGGGUCUCGAGAAUACUCAGGCGGGAUUCGAACCGCAGUCCGGUUGAAGGCACCCCGAGCGUGCCAUAGACACGCGGCGGCGUCCAAGCGGAUAGGAUUGGAUGGGGAUAGCUCUCCUGAUGUUGUUAUUGCUGAUUUCUCUUUUCUGGAAGAAGGAACCAGGGUGUGGCAGAACACGACAGUAGUGUCACACGUUGUGGACGACCCCGUCACACUGGAGUUCCUCACCAAGCGCAGAGCAGUAAUAUCACCAGGAUUACCUUACAAGAUAAAAGUAAAAGCCACACGAUGGGAUGAUAAGCCAGCAACAGACGAGAGAGUACGCAUGUGUCGCUCUCCUGCUCAGCUUCCUGGAGAUCAGUUCCAUGCCCUGAACUCCUCGUGUGUGGAGGCCAUCACCGAUGCCAAGGGAAUCGCCAGGGUCAUGUUCACCACGGAUGAUGAUGGUACACCCUACUAUAACUUUCAGGCCACUCUGCACAACGUGUCAACCUAUCUUGAAGCCUGGUGCGUGCGCAGCCGUGGGGUCGCGGCGCUCGGAUCGCUGCGGGCAGACGCGCGCGUUCGGACCUUACUGCCGCUGUACCUCGCCCUGCCCGCCGUCACCGCGCCGCUCACUGUACACUUCGUGGUCAUCACCCGUGGAGGAAACAUAUACCGCUGGGGUGCCACCACCCAAUGCCCUAUGACCAGCACAACAGAUCAGAUACUAACAUCAGCUAGAAACAGCGUUUGUCCGAACACGAACUUGGUCAAUAACAGAAUAUUCGAGAAAAAUCUGGACGCUAGGAACUCGACAGAGCUGGAUUCCCUCAUGGACAGGCACUUGUCCAAAGUCAUGUUGCCAAUAAAGGUUUCCCAUCAAAUGUGCCCAGACAGUCACGUUGUAGCGUAUUUCUAUUACAACAAUGAGUUGAUCAGCACCAGUAAACAUUUUGAAUUGGAGGAAUGUUUUGCCAAUAAGGUGGAAGCCACAUGGGCAACCCGCCAGACUGCCCCCGGAUCUCUCGCCACCCUCCAACUAACUGCGCCCGGACCCGGACUCUGUGCCCUAUCGGUGCUGGACACAGUCUCCAAGUGGGCGCAUCCUGGAGAUAGCGUCAAAGACCUCAUCAUGUCAGGGCUGGUGAAGCUGAUGGGGGGGCAUAGAAACUUGACAGAGCAUGAUGCGGCUGGAGACUGCUUUUUGACAUCAGACGCCCCAAACAUACCCUCAUCGAGCAUCGAACUCAUGUCCUCAUGGCUUGCCUCCGCUGGUAUCAGACUGGUCGGUGAUUACACCGUCAGACACUGCUCAUCACCAUCACCAGCGAGGCUAGUCUCUGAUGAUGUACCGGUGCCCAGGAGUGAUUUCUCUGAGUCAUGGCUGUGGCGUCUCGUGGGUCUGGGAGUAAAUGGCUCAGUGGCCGUCACCGCCCGCGCUCCAGACUCCAUCACCAGGUUCGAAGCCACCGCUGUGUGUCUUGCAAAGACUGGAAUUUCAGUGUCUCAACCCGCUGUUUUACAGGUGUUCCGUGAGUUCUUCAUCCACGCCAGCGGUCCUCAGAGGUUGAGACGCGGCGACACCGUCAUCGUAACUUACCGGAUCUUCAAUUACCUCUACAAGCCUCUUAAUGUGGAGGUGCAGGUGAGCGCGGACGCGCAGCUGGCGGCGCGCGAGGGCCGCGAGACCCGCGCGGUGGGCGCGCGCGCCUCCGCCGCCGGCCGCGUGGCGCUCACCGCGCUGCGCACCGGCAGCGCGCGUCUGCGCCUGCGGGCGCGCUCGUCCGGGUCACGCGACACCCCCGUCAGCGACGGGGGGGUCAGUGAUUCGGUGUCGAUCCGCCUGGAAGUGGAGGCAGAGGGGGUGCCGCAGACGCAACACCGCUCUGCGCUACUGUGUGGUAACGACAGUCCAAAUUUCACAAGUGUGAGCGAGGUGUCGUGGGCGUGGGCGCCAGUGAAGGCCGUCGCCGGAACUGAAUCUCUGACCGUUUGGGCCACUGGAGACAUGUUUGGACCAUUAUUUGCUGACUCAGACGGUCUAGUGCAGCUACCUCGUGGCUGUGGCGAGCAGAACAUGGCGCGCCUCGCCACCAACCUGCUGGCGCUGAAGGUGUCCCCUGCAGACCAGAGGACCCUCAGUGCCAAGGACCAUGUCGCUAGAGGUCUCACCCGUCAACUGCAGUACGCUCACGCGACGGGUGGGUUCAGCGCCUUUGGUCCUCGUGACCCGGAACCCUCCGCCUGGCUCACUGCCUUCUGUCUACGAUACCUUAAAAGGGCCUAUGAGGUAGUGUCGGGCCAGUCGCCUCUACCGGCUGUAGUGUCCCGAUCGGAGCGCUGGCUCGCUAGUCGCCAGCUGGAGAACGGCUGCUUCAGACCUGAUGGACACGUGUUCCAUCGGGAACUCCAGGGCGGCUUGAACGAAGACGGCGAAAUAUCAAACGUGGCGCUCACUGCUUACAUCAUUGCCUCGUUACUCGAAAGUACCUCCCCCCUCCCCGCUAACCUCAUAAGGAACUCCCUCUCCUGCCUCCGAGCUCUACCCCCUCUAAAAUCCACACCCAACACCCCCCGGAUCUACGCCCAAGCUAUAAUAACGUACACGUUCAUGAAACUGAGGAGAUACGAGGAAUCGAGGAGGGCUGAGGGGGAUUCAAGGAGUGAGCCAAUAUUGAGGGGGGAGGAAGAGUUACAGAUUCUGGUAGAUUUUCUGCAGAUGGCGAAAAGAAGUGAAGAGUACGUUUGGUGGGAGACUGACUCUCUCGCCACCUCAGUGGAAGCGACGGGCUACGCUCUAUUAGCGUUAGCGGAGUGCCCGCCAUCCCUCCGUGAACAUUGUGCUCGAGACGUGGCGGGUGCCGCGCGUUGGCUGGCCACUCAGAGGAACUCGGCUGGCGGGUUUAUUUCUACUCAGGACACCCUAGUGGCCCUCGAAGGUCUGUUCCGGUGGAUGUCAGCCCUCCCCCCUGCCUCCACCGUGUCGGUCAACAUCUUCAAUUCAUCAUCAUCUCCAGCGCUGGAGACACUACAGCUCACCGCUGACUCUACUGUGCCAAAAAUUGUCAAACUACCCGCGAGUCCGAACACCAAUAUCGUCGUUAAAGGUGCUGGGUGCGCUCUGGUGCAAGCGACGCGCUCGUACAAUUCUCUGGAGGAGAGCGGCGCGGCGCAGAGGGCGCUGCGGGUGCGCGUGCGCACGGAGGGGGCCUUCGACUGUGUGGCGGCCGCCUGCGCCUGCGCCGCCGUGCUGGAGGUGAGUGUGAGUGUGUGUGUGCGAGUGUGUGUGCGCGUGCGCACGGAGGGGGCCUUCGACUGUGUGGCGGCCGCCUGCGCCUGCGCCGCCGUGCUGGAGGUGAGUGUGAGUGUGUGUGUGCGAGUGUGUGUGCGCGUGCGCACGGAGGGGGCCUUCGACUGUGUGGCGGCCGCCUGCGCCUGCGCCGCCGUGCUGGAGGUGAGUGUGAGUGUGUGUGUGCGAGUGUGUGUGCGCGUGCGCACGGAGGGGGCCUUCGACUGUGUGGCGGCCGCCUGCGCCUGCGCCGCCGUGCUGGAGGUGAGUGUGUGUGUGUGUGUGCGAGUGUGUGUGCGCGUGCGCACGGAGGGGGCCUUCGACUGUGUGGCGGCCGCCUGCGCCUGCGCCGCCGUGCUGGAGGUGAGUGUGAGUGUGUGUGUGCGAGUGUGUGUGCGCGUGCGCACGGAGGGGGCCUUCGACUGUGUGGCGGCCGCCUGCGCCUGCGCCGCCGUGCUGGAGGUGAGUGUGAGUGUGUGUGUGCGCGUGCGCACGGAGGGGGCCUUCGACUGUGUGGCGGCCGCCUGCGCCUGCGCCGCCGUGCUGGAGGUGAGUGUGAGUGUGUGUGUGCGAGUGUGUGUGCGCGUGCGCACGGAGGGGGCCUUCGACUGUGUGGCGGCCGCCUGCGCCUGCGCCGCCGUGCUGGAGGUGAGUGUGAGUGUGUGUGUGCGUGUGUGUGUGCGCGUGCGCACGGAGGGGGCCUUCGACUGUGUGGCGGCCGCCUGCGCCUGCGCCGCCGUGCUGGAGGUGAGUGUGAGUGUGUGUGUGCGAGUGUGUGUGCGCGUGCGCACGGAGGGGGCCUUCGACUGUGUGGCGGCCGCCUGCGCCUGCGCCGCCGUGCUGGAGGUGAGUGUGAGUGUGUGUGUGCGAGUGUGUGUGCGCGUGCGCACAGAGGGGGCCUUCGACUGUGUGGCGGCCGCCUGCGCCUGCGCCGCCGUGCUGGAGGUGAGUGUGAGUGUGUGUGUGCGAGUGUGUGUGCGCGUGCGCACGGAGGGGGCCUUCGACUGUGUGGCGGCCGCCUGCGCCUGCGCCGCCGUGCUGGAGGUGAGUGUGAGUGUGUGUGUGCGCGUGCGCACGGAGGGGGCCUUCGACUGUGUGGCGGCCGCCUGCGCCUGCGCCGCCGUGCUGGAGGGGGCCUUCGACUGUGUGGCGGCCGCCUGCGCCUGCGCCGCCGUGCUGGAGGUGAGUGUGAGUGUGUGUGUGCGCGUGCGCACGGAGGGGGCCUUCGACUGUGUGGCGGCCGCCUGCGCCUGCGCCGCCGUGCUGGAGGUGAGUGUGAGUGUGUGUGUGCGCGUGCGCACGGAGGGGGCCUUCGACUGUGUGGCGGCCGCCUGCGCCUGCGCCGCCGUGCUGGAGGUGAGUGUGAGUGUGUGUGUGCGCGUGCGCACGGAGGGGGCCUUCGACUGUGUGGCGGCCGCCUGCGCCUGCGCCGCCGUGCUGGAGGUGAGUGUGAGUGUGUGUGUGCGCGUGCGCACGGAGGGGGCCUUCGACUGUGUGGCGGCCGCCUGCGCCUGCGCCGCCGUGCUGGAGGUGUGUGUGAGUGUGUGUGUGCGCGUGCGCACGGAGGGGGCCUUCGACUGUGUGGCGGCCGCCUGCGCCUGCGCCGCCGUGCUGGAGGUGAGUGUGAGUGUGUGUGUGCGAGUGUGUGUGCGCGUGCGCACGGAGGGGGCCUUCGACUGUGUGGCGGCCGCCUGCGCCUGCGCCGCCGUGCUGGAGGUGAGUGUGAGUGUGUGUGUGCGCGUGCGCACGGAGGGGGCCUUCGACUGUGUGGCGGCCGCCUGCGCCUGCGCCGCCGUGCUGGAGGGGGCCUUCGACUGUGUGGCGGCCGCCUGCGCCUGCGCCGCCGUGCUGGAGGUGAGUGUGAGUGUGUGUGUGCGAGUGUGUGUGCGCGUGCGCACGGAGGGGGCCUUCGACUGUGUGGCGGCCGCCUGCGCCUGCGCCGCCGUGCUGGAGGUGAGUGUGAGUGUGUGUGUGCGAGUGUGUGUGCGCGUGCGCACGGAGGGGGCCUUCGACUGUGUGGCGGCCGCCUGCGCCUGCGCCGCCGUGCUGGAGGUGAGUGUGAGUGUGUGUGUGCGAGUGUGUGUGCGCGUGCGCACAGAGGGGGCCUUCGACUGUGUGGCGGCCGCCUGCGCCUGCGCCGCCGUGCUGGAGGUGAGUGUGAGUGUGUGUGUGCGAGUGUGUGUGCGCGUGCGCACGGAGGGGGCCUUCGACUGUGUGGCGGCCGCCUGCGCCUGCGCCGCCGUGCUGGAGGUGAGUGUGAGUGUGUGUGUGCGAGUGUGUGUGCGCGUGCGCACAGAGGGGGCCUUCGACUGUGUGGCGGCCGCCUGCGCCUGCGCCGCCGUGCUGGAGGUGAGUGUGAGUGUGUGUGUGCGAGUGUGUGUGCGCGUGCGCACGGAGGGGGCCUUCGACUGUGUGGCGGCCGCCUGCGCCUGCGCCGCCGUGCUGGAGGUGAGUGUGAGUGUGUGUGUGCGCGUGCGCACGGAGGGGGCCUUCGACUGUGUGGCGGCCGCCUGCGCCUGCGCCGCCGUGCUGGAGGGGGCCUUCGACUGUGUGGCGGCCGCCUGCGCCUGCGCCGCCGUGCUGGAGGUGAGUGUGAGUGUGUGUGUGCGCGUGCGCACGGAGGGGGCCUUCGACUGUGUGGCGGCCGCCUGCGCCUGCGCCGCCGUGCUGGGGGUGAGUGUGAGUGUGUGUGUGCGCGUGCGCACGGAGGGGGCCUUCGACUGUGUGGCGGCCGCCUGCGCCUGCGCCGCCGUGCUGGAGGUGAGUGUGAGUGUGUGUGUGCGAGUGUGUGUGCGCGUGCGCACGGAGGGGGCCUUCGACUGUGUGGCGGCCGCCUGCGCCUGCGCCGCCGUGCUGGAGGUGAGUGUGAGUGUGUGUGUGCGAGUGUGUGUGCGCGUGCGCACGGAGGGGGCCUUCGACUGUGUGGCGGCCGCCUGCGCCUGCGCCGCCGUGCUGGAGGUGAGUGUGAGUGUGUGUGUGCGCGUGCGCACGGAGGGGGCCUUCGACUGUGUGGCGGCCGCCUGCGCCUGCGCCGCCGUGCUGGAGGUGAGUGUGAGUGUGUGUGUGCGCGUGCGCACGGAGGGGGCCUUCGACUGUGUGGCGGCCGCCUGCGCCUGCGCCGCCGUGCUGGAGGUGAGUGUGAGUGUGUGUGUGCGCGUGCGCACGGAGGGGGCCUUCGACUGUGUGGCGGCCGCCUGCGCCUGCGCCGCCGUGCUGGAGGUGAGUGUGAGUGUGUGUGUGCGCGUGCGCACGGAGGGGGCCUUCGACUGUGUGGCGGCCGCCUGCGCCUGCGCCGCCGUGCUGGAGGGGGCCUUCGACUGUGUGGCGGCCGCCUGCGCCUGCGCCGCCGUGCUGGAGGUGAGUGUGAGUGUGUGUGUGCGCGUGCGCACGGAGGGGGCCUUCGACUGUGUGGCGGCCGCCUGCGCCUGCGCCGCCGUGCUGGAGGGGGCCUUCGACUGUGUGGCGGCCGCCUGCGCCUGCGCCGCCGUGCUGGAGGGGGCCUUCGACUGUGUGGCGGCCGCCUGCGCCUGCGCCGCCGUGCUGGAGGGGGCCUUCGACUGUGUGGCGGCCGCCUGCGCCUGCGCCGCCGUGCUGGAGGGGGCCUUCGACUUUGUGGCGGCCGCCUGCGCCUGCGCCGCCGUGCUGGAGGGGGCCUUCGACUGUGUGGCGGCCGCCUGCGCCUGCGCCGCCGUGCUGGAGGGGGCCUUCGACUGUGUGGCGGCCGCCUGCGCCUGCGCCGCCGUGCUGGAGGGGGCCUUCGACUGUGUGGCGGCCGCCUGCGCCUGCGCCGCCGUGCUGGAGGUGAGUGUGAGUGUGUGUGUGCGCGUGCGCACGGAGGGGGCCUUCGACUGUGUGGCGGCCGCCUGCGCCUGCGCCGCCGUGCUGGAGGUGAGUGUGAGUGUGUGUGUGCGCGUGCGCACGGAGGGGGCCUUCGACUGUGUGGCGGCCGCCUGCGCCUGCGCCGCCGUGCUGGAGGUGAGUGUGAGUGUGUGUGUGCGAGUGUGUGUGCGCGUGCGCACGGAGGGGGCCUUCGACUGUGUGGCGGCCGCCUGCGCCUGCGCCGCCGUGCUGGAGGUGAGUGUGAGUGUGUGUGUGCGCGUGCGCACGGAGGGGGCCUUCGACUGUGUGGCGGCCGCCUGCGCCUGCGCCGCCGUGCUGGAGGUGUGCGCGGUGUGGUGGGACGCUCUCCCUCCCAUGUCGCUAGUAGAAGUGUCGCUACCUAGUGGAUACGCAGCCGACGCACAGCGACUGUAUUCCCAGCUCGAUAACUACUCACUGCUACGUCGGAUAGAGAUGGCCCCCAACAGCGGUAAGGUGACGCUGUAUUUGGGCUCGCGGGACGGUAGCGACACGAUAUCUCGCGUCGGUCGACAGUGCUUCAAUAUACACGUCGUGGGACCUAAAACUAAAACUAAGCCGGCUUAUGCGAAGAUAAUUGACUACUACAGACCUUAUAUUAAAGAUACGCAGGUGUACACAAUACCAGAAGACUGCCCAUCGCAAAUAUCAGAAAGUAAGAACAACUACCACGCGUCAGAUAACCUCUUCAACGAGGCCAGGUCUCUCGCAGACGACGGAGAGAUUGUCAUAUCUUACGAGUAUUCCUUCGAAGACAUACCUGAAGGGAUACCCCUCGACGACCCGAUCUACGAUUACGAUAAUCUAAUCAAAAGAAAUGAUUACAAAAUCAUUAAUGAUGUUAAAACUAAUGAUAAAUUUGAAAAAAUAAUUUCUCAUCAAGAAUAUGCACAAAAUGCUUCUCUGAAUCUGAAUAGUCAAGAUACUAAAACAGAACUUCAAAAACCUGAAAAAGAAAAUACAGUAAAAGCAACUACAGAACUAAAUGACGAAAACGAUCAGAAAACAGCAAAAACAGAAACAAUACAAAAUAUACAAGUAAUAGAUGAACUUAAAAAUGUAACUAAAGAUGUAAACACACAAACAGUAAAAGGUUCAAUGAAACAAGACGUUAGUAGCUCAUUAUCCACAUUCCACGUAAUAGAUACAGAGAAAGAUCUAGAAUUCCCAACAGGUUUGGAAGGACCGAUACCGUCCAUAGCGUUACCGCCGAAAGAUUUCAUUCCGCCUCCCAUCACAGAUCAACAAACAGAAUCGAACUGGCGAUCGUUCCCAGCUGUGUACUACGAUCAAAAACCACGUCAAUCAGUUUACUUCCAACACAGUUAUCACGGACAUUCUAAAUCAAUUGUUACUUAAACUAUUAAGUUUUAAAAUAAUUUAGCAGAUAUCUCCAAAUUGUGAAUUAAAACUUUGUAUACUUAAGAAAAUGACUAAAACGUGGCUGAUAUGUCACUCAAAGCAUUUAUAUUUAACUACCCCUUAGUUAUAUGUAAUUAUUUUUAAUAAAUAAGACUGAAAUAUGAAUUGCAUACCACUGGCUACAUCUAUGGUAGCUCAACCAUUAAUCGAGCUAAUUGUGGUUGCGCUACCAAUUGACCAGAAGUUAAUUGAAUGUUUGUUAUUAGCGUAUAAGAUAAUUUAUUUUUAAAUAAGAUGUAAUGAACAGCGGGACGGGCUGUGAGUAUUUUUAUCAUUAUAUUUGCCAGCGGAAGUUGUAUUGAUAACGAAAUAAGUUCCACGAAAUGUGUAGAGGAAAUUAAAGUUAUUUUAUCUAAAAACA
Messenger RNA from Melitaea cinxia (Glanville fritillary), 9685 nucleotides. RefSeq lists its product as uncharacterized. The transcript has 41 exons. NCBI's taxonomy places the organism in Eukaryota, Metazoa, Arthropoda, Insecta, Lepidoptera, Nymphalidae. Bases 1 to 9261 code for a protein of 3086 amino acids. Gene Ontology annotation, molecular function: endopeptidase inhibitor activity. The record is from RefSeq and is a predicted model, not a curated record. Gene Ontology annotation, cellular component: extracellular region.